Messenger RNA from Pyrus x bretschneideri (Chinese white pear), 813 nucleotides. RefSeq names its product 40S ribosomal protein S14. The record is from RefSeq and is a predicted model, not a curated record. Gene Ontology annotation, cellular component: ribosome; cytosolic small ribosomal subunit. Gene Ontology annotation, molecular function: small ribosomal subunit rRNA binding; mRNA 5'-UTR binding; structural constituent of ribosome. Gene Ontology annotation, biological process: translation; maturation of SSU-rRNA from tricistronic rRNA transcript (SSU-rRNA, 5.8S rRNA, LSU-rRNA); ribosomal small subunit assembly. Lineage: Eukaryota; Viridiplantae; Streptophyta; Magnoliopsida; Rosales; Rosaceae. The transcript is spliced from 7 exons. Bases 120 to 494 code for a protein of 124 amino acids.
GGGUAAGCUCUGAGAGCCCGCCUUAGCGUCGUCGUCGUUCUGAAUAAUCUGAGACGUCUAACCAAAUCAUUUACUCGCAGCCACGUCGAGGAAGAAGACCAGGGAGCCCAAGGAGGAGAAUGUUACUCUUGGACCUGUUCUCCGUGACGGAGAACAUGCUUUCGCAUGUGACUGACUUGUCCGGUAGGGAGACUCUUGUGCGCAUCACCGGUGGUAUGAAGGUGAAAGCUGAUAGGGAUGAAUCAUCGCCUUAUGCAGCUAUGCUUGCCGCUCAGGAUGUUUCUCAACGCUGCAAGGAGCUUGGCAUUACUGCUCUACAUAUAAAGCUCCGGGCUACUGGAGGGAACAAGACCAAGACUCCUGGUCCAGGCGCCCAAUCAGCACUCAGAGCCCUUGCUCGUUCUGGCAUGAGAAUUGGUCGCAUUGAAGAUGUGACUCCAAUUCCCACCGACAGCACUCGUAGAAAGGGUGGUAGAAGGGGAAGAAGGUUGUGAUUUCUUACUCGCCUUCAAUUGUGUGGUUUUCUGCUGCUGCUGCCGUAGUUUGGGAGAUAUUAUGAUUUUGAUCAAAAUUUUAUCAUCAGCCAUUCCAUCAACUCGGAUGUAGUUUUGAACCUAGUAAGAUUAUUUGCCGGAAAAAGUAGAAUUUAGUUUGGUUGACGAUUAUCAUUCGAGCUUUACACAGAACAAAUUAUGGUAUUCUUGUUAUCUAUAUAUGGUUUAAAAUCUAGUACUUUGGUUCUGUGUUUUGUUUCUGGUAGACCUGAAAAGUUUCGGUCACCAUUUAUCAUGACGUGCAGCAACUUAGUAGACG